GAUAAAGAUAAAUAUCUUCAGUUAUUCGAUACUAUAUCUUCUCAAGUGCAACAACAUGUUUGCAUAAAAAAGAGACAAUUUCAUAUUAUUGAUAAGGCUGUAUAUAAGUUGUUUUUAAAUUUUCAUUCUCAGAAUGUUCCUGUUUCUCAGAACAUACUCAAAACCAAAGCACUUUUUAUAUAUGAACAGCUUAAAGAUAGUGGUAUAGAAUUUUCUUCUACAUUUUAG
This is a messenger RNA of Cetraspora pellucida, 228 nucleotides long. NCBI's taxonomy places the organism in Eukaryota, Fungi, Glomeromycota, Glomeromycetes, Diversisporales, Gigasporaceae. The record is from the annotation of a GenBank genome assembly.